Messenger RNA from Mycetomoellerius zeteki, 2374 nucleotides. It is a transcript of the gene ple, whose product is annotated as tyrosine hydroxylase ple. The transcript has 7 exons. The record is from RefSeq and is a predicted model, not a curated record. Gene Ontology annotation, biological process: dopamine biosynthetic process from tyrosine. Gene Ontology annotation, molecular function: tyrosine 3-monooxygenase activity; iron ion binding. Bases 20 to 1717 code for a protein of 565 amino acids. Lineage: Eukaryota; Metazoa; Arthropoda; Insecta; Hymenoptera; Formicidae. Gene Ontology annotation, cellular component: perikaryon; axon; cytoplasm.
GAGGAGUGAUAAAGAAGAUAUGAUGGCAGUCGCAGCCGCUCAGAAGAACCGCGAAAUGUUCGCCAUCAAGAAGUCUUACAGUAUUGAGAACGGGUAUCCAGCGCGACGACGUUCCCUCGUAGACGAUGCCCGUUUUGAGACGCUCGUCGUCAAACAGACGAAGCAAAGCGUACUCGAGGAAGCUCGACAACGAGCGAAUGACACGAACGCAGAUCAGACAAUUACUUGUACUAAGGAUAGAGGACAAGAAGAAAAUUACAUUGAUAUUUCAUCAAGUGAUGAUGAACAGGUGGAGUCAUUAGUUUGCGCAGUGAAGAAGGAAGAAGCGAAAGCGGAGGCUUCAUCAGACAGUGAUGGAAAACCGGAUGAUGAUGACGAUGAUGAUGCCGGAUUAACUGAAGAGGAAGUAGUGCUCGCGAAAACUAUAGCCGAAUCUCCGGAUAACGAGCACAACGUGCAGAAAGCAGCGCUGGUAUUGAGAUUGCGAGAGGGUAUCGGCUCUCUAGGCAGGAUCCUAAAGACAAUCGAAAAUUUCAAGGGCACGAUCACUCAUGUCGAGUCACGGCCCUCCAAGAAGGAGGGUCUGCAAUUCGAGGUCUUGGUCAAAAUUGACAUGAGCAGACAGAGCCUGUUGCAGUUGAUUAGAAAUCUACGACAAAGCUCGGCCUUGGACGGCGUGAACCUGCUCGCCGACAAUUCCGUCAGCAUCAAAGAUCCCUGGUUUCCCCGUCACGCCUCCGAUCUCGACAAUUGCAACCACCUAAUGACCAAGUACGAGCCGGAUCUCGACAUGAAUCAUCCAGGCUUCGCCGACAAAGAGUAUCGCGCUCGUCGCAAGGUCAUUGCCGAAAUCGCUUUCGCUUACAAGUACGGCGACCCGAUACCUUCCAUUCCUUACACCGAGACGGAAAACGAAACUUGGUCGCGCGUUUUCAACACUGUAUUGGACCUGGUGCCGAAACACGCGUGCGUGGAAUACCAGAGAGUCUUUAAGAAAUUGCAAGAGGAGAGGAUCUUCGAGUCUCACCGUAUACCGCAAUUGCAGGAAGUCAGCGAUUUCUUAAAGAAAAGCACGGGAUUCACUCUUCGACCGGCCGCCGGUCUCUUGACAGCGCGGGACUUCUUGUCCAGUCUUGCCUUCAGAAUAUUCCAGAGCACCCAAUAUGUCCGCCACAUCAACAGCCCGUAUCACACUCCCGAACCAGAUUGCAUUCAUGAGCUCUUGGGCCAUAUGCCGCUUUUGGCCGAUCCGAGUUUCGCUCAAUUUUCGCAAGAAAUUGGAUUAGCGUCUCUCGGCGCUUCAGAUGAAGAAAUCGAGAAGUUAUCAACUAUCUACUGGUUCACGGUUGAAUUCGGUUUGUGUAAGGAAGGUCCUGAAGUCAAGGCUUAUGGUGCUGGCUUGUUGUCAGCCUACGGUGAACUCUUGCACGCAUUGAGCGAUAAGUGCGAACAUCGAGCUUUCGAUCCAUCAAUUACCGCUCUAGAAUAUCAGCCGAUAUAUUAUGUGGCCGAGAGUUUCGAGGAUGCCAAGGAGAAAUUCCGUCGUUGGGUGGCCACUAUGAGUCGGCCAUUCGAGGUCAGGUUCAAUCCGCAUACGCAACGCGUCGAAGUCCUCGACAGUGUUGAUAGACUGGAGGAUCUGAUUUCCCAACUCAAUACCGAGAUGACCCACCUUACGAAUGCCGUCAACAAAAUGAAAGCGAGACAAUUUGCGUAAGGAUGAAAACUUCCGCGUUUUCGUUUACGAUUCGAUUAUUCCUUUUGCGAACCAUCGAACCUCGAAAUCGAUCACUUAGCCAAUUAAAUAAUCUUUAAACUCUUUGGUGACAAUAAUUUCCAAUAAUCUAUCAAAGAAUAGCAGAUAAUUAUUGUACUAUAAAAAACGUUCUUCCUAGUAAUUGUAACAGAGCUUAAUGAGUCUUUUAAUGAUAUAUUUCGAAAGCGUACUAGUUUGAUCCAGUAAUUUUAAGGAAGUUAUAAGACCAUCGCGAAAGAUGUUUGUUUUAAAUAAGAAAAACAUUUUGAAUUGCAUCGAAACUUCAGCUUCCAGGUUCGGUGGAGCAUAUCAUCUCAUUGUCAUAAUUUUUAUUGCGUGACUCGUCUUUCAUUUCGUGUAUAAAGUUGUUCAUUUACGUUGUUAUAUGCGUGUACGCGCAUUGAUUAUAAACAGUGAAUCUACUUUGAUGUACGCGAAUGUCAGCUUGUAUUGCGUUACGUUUCGUCAAGAUAAUCAUACAACUUAAUUAAAUAAAUUGUGAUAAUCCAAUCUUUUUGUUUUUAAGACGCUAAAUGAGUGGAAAUACAUAUCACAAAGUUAUCUUUAAAUAAAUAAAAUAACAUUGUCUUUUUAUCCAUAGUUGCGCGAACACACAUA